Drosophila sulfurigaster albostrigata is the source of this 1079-nucleotide messenger RNA. RefSeq lists its product as uncharacterized. The transcript is spliced from 3 exons. The coding region runs from base 174 to 758 and encodes 194 amino acids. Lineage: Eukaryota; Metazoa; Arthropoda; Insecta; Diptera; Drosophilidae. The record is from RefSeq and is a predicted model, not a curated record.
AUUUAGUCUCAUUCGGUUGCCGUUCACAGUACAGAGCUAAUGUAAAGUAGUAAAUUUCAGAAGUCAAGUCAACAGUACAAAAAAAUUCUGGCAUAAUUAAUUUUCUUCGUUUUCGGCUUUCACAAAAAUUUCUUCAAGUUACCAUUCAACUCAUUAGAUCGAACACACUCAUCAUGCAACCAACAUCAUCGCGGUUCUUCGGCUGUUUGUGGAAGCAGCAGCUCUCAUCGAUGAUGCGUCGUCAACUGCAGUUGCAGAAGAUCACCUCACGUCAAUUGGCAUCGAAGGGCGGCCGCAAUAAGGUGAAAAUGAUGUCACAACGCGAGACUUCGACUCAGACUCAGACUCCGACUCCGAAUCUGGCUCAUAAUCUGACUCCGGCGCAUCCAAUGAGGCGCGAGACGAACAUGUGGAAGGAUCCCCUGAGCACGGACACCAAGUGGUUGAGCGCCCGCGAUCCCCGCCGCUAUAGACCAGACUUUGGCCAAACCGAGCCACAUUCGUUGCGCAAACAAUUCAUGCGCAGUCCCGACGAACGCACUCGCGACGCGAUGACUCGCGAUUGGGAGGCGGCGACUCAAUUGAAUGAGAUCGGUCGCCGUCAGGCGCAGUUGGUCGCUCAGCAGCGCCAUCACGAUAAGAUGUACAAGCAGUUGGACAAAAGUGAAGUGACUUCUCGACUUGGACAAUCUCAAUCCAAAUAUGCGGCCAAGCAGCAGCGUCAUCAUGCAGCUGACCAACGAUCCAACGAGGAUUAGUGUGAAUAGCAGUAAAAAAAAACGGAGAGACGACAUCAACGAGAGAACAGUUCAUAAUUCAUUUCUACCAUCAACUCCUUCGCAUUUUCUAUUAUGGUGUGUGGGGUAUCUACCGAUGGGAAUUUCAUUUCAAGAAAUGUUAAAUUUUAUUAAUUACCGAAAGCGCGAUGUUUUCCAAAAUAUCUUGGUUACUUUUCUGUUUACAAAAUUUGGAUGUGCUUUAUUCCAUAAUUCUGAAUGAUUCUCAAUGAAAAACAAUAAUUUAUUCAAAUCCAAUAUCUUAACCAAUAAAAGCGAUUUCAACAUGAGCUGCUUAAAAUA